Messenger RNA from Colletotrichum higginsianum IMI 349063, 726 nucleotides. RefSeq names its product C-4 methylsterol oxidase. Gene Ontology annotation, biological process: ergosterol biosynthetic process. Lineage: Eukaryota; Fungi; Ascomycota; Sordariomycetes; Glomerellales; Glomerellaceae. Bases 1 to 726 code for a protein of 241 amino acids. The record is from RefSeq and is a predicted model, not a curated record. The transcript has 2 exons. Gene Ontology annotation, molecular function: iron ion binding; C-4 methylsterol oxidase activity.
AUGGACUUCUUGCUCGGUUAUAACACAAGCCUGCCCUUGGCCAACAAUGCAACUGCGCCGUCCUUGGGUUACAUGUCACUUGUUACGUACGCCAGCGACCAGUUCCCGGAUCUAUCGAUUGCGGAGCGGUUUUGGUGGGCGCACUACGCUUACUGGCAGAGCGGCGUCGUCGCGACGGGCCUCUUGACCUUUUGGUCUCACGAGGUCGUCUAUUUUGGUCGUUGCCUUCCCUGGAUCGUCGCGGACGCCCUUCCGAGCCUCUUCUUGUGCUUCAAGAUUCAGGAAGCGAAGCAGCCGUCGGCCGCCCAGCAGUGGGGGUGUACCAAGUUUGUCCUCCUCUUCCACCCCCUGUGCGAGCUCGUCGGGCUCAACAUCCAGGUACCCUUCCCAACCUGGGGUGCCAUGGCCGCCCAGCUGGUCAGUUUCUUCGCCCUCGAGGACGCAUACCACUACUGGGCCCACCGUUUCCUGCACUGGGGUCCCAUGUACCGCAAGGUGCACUGCAUACACCACACCUACGCCGCACCCUUUGGCCUGGCGGCCGAGUACGCGAGCCCGUCGGAGACGUUGCUCCUGGGUGCCGGCACAAUAGGCUCGCCCCUGAUUAUUGGACUCUUCGGAGUCAACAUCCACCUGUUGACUGUCAUCGCCUGGGUCACCCUUCGCCAGUUCCAGGCCAUUGACGCUCACUCUGGAUACGACUUCCCUUGGAGCCUGCGCCACUGA